AUGGCGCCCAUCUCCAUCCCUACCACCGCGCGACUACCCUCCUCUCUACGCGUCGACCCCUCCAACCCAGCCGUCUUCAAGAUCCUCAACCGGCUCUCUCGCGCCUCUCUCCUCACACUUGCACUCGACUGGCUCGACGAGCGCAACCUCGCCCUAGCAGCUCCCUACCUCCGACCACCCUCCUCCUCCGAAUACGAUGACGAAGAAGACGAAGACGAAUAUGCCGACGACUUCAACCCGCCCUUGCGCUCCCUCGACGCGCUACAGGAGCUUUAUACAAGUCUGCAAUCGCGCAAGGGUUCCAAGCGGGAGGUGAUUGACAGGAUUAUCGAGGGAGACUGGCGCCAUGGUCUGACGCUGUAUCAGCUGGCCAUGGCGGAUAUCCAGUACCUGUAUGAUCAUCCUACGUCUCAAAAGUGGGCGGCUUAUCGCAUUAUGCCUUUGAAGCCGGUGUCUACAAACGACGAGGAGGAAGAACAACAACCACCGGAAAUCGACCAAGAAUCGCUCGUCAUACCAAGAUUUCAUCCUUCUACGUUCCUAAAGAACCUUCAAGCCCAGGUGCCGCCGGACGUCAAGGCGCAUUACAACUUCGACCGCCACCGCACUCUACCUCUGUCAAUCUUGCGCAUCUUCAUCCUCGACUCACCCUACAACACCAGCCUCGGCUUACAAUCCGGCUCCUCCUCCUCCAAGGGCACUCGUACUGCCCGUAAAUCAACAACAACCUUCGACACCUCCCGCACCGUCUACAUCGCCUUCCCCGACGCCUCUCCCUACAUCUACAUCUCCAAACCACAACUCCUCUCUGGUUCUGCUCCUACCACUGGCACAGGCUCUUCCACAACAGCCGCAGCGAAAGUCACAGGGAUCAACACCACAGCCGGCGAAGCCAAAUCCCUGCAGCACUUACUGUUAGUCGGCAUCCCGGCGGCUUUAUCCCGUCCCCGCCAGCGCUUCUGUCUAAAACCAACAAACUUGGCAACGCGCAACCUGAACGAGCUUCUGGACCGUCGCGGCGGGGCGAAUACGCGACAGGGAGCGGCAGGUGGGGGGUGGAGUAUUUACGCUGAUGAGAUGCGUGAAAAGGGCAAGGGGAAGAAAGGGAAUAGGGAGACGCCGUUGGAUACGGUGCUGCCGUCACCUCCGCUUUCGGAAGAGGAGAAUGAGGCUGAGGGGGCAGGGAAAGGGAACGGGAAAGGGGAGGGGAAUAAGAGGGCUGAACCGCCGCUUUCACUUAGCGCAAAGAGGGAAGAGAGGGAAAGGAAGCGCAGAAGGUUGGUAGCGAAAGCGAGGUUCGCUGAUACGGGACUGGUGGGAGACGGGAAGGGUGUGGAGAGGGUGGAUAUUAUUAUUGAGGAUGAGUUUCCUUCUUCUCCUUCUAACCAACAUUCGUCCUCUACUCAACCUUCCUCAUCUACUUCUUCCUCGUCCUCGUCUUCUUCUUCCCGAGACAGAGACAGAGACACAGAAAGAGAUACCCCCGGUGACAGGGGGUCUAGCUCUUCAUCAACAGCAGAGAAGCAAAAGCAGGAAGAAUGGCGACCAACCGUCAAACUAACAUUCCACGGCUCCCACGUCUUCGCAGGCAUCAGACAGCUAGUUGAAGCAGGGAUUAUCGACGGAGAGAAAAUGCCAGGGUGGAUGACGGGCGAGGAGGGUGUGACUGUUGGGAAGGUUAGGGAGGGAAGGAUUAGGGGGAAUAAGGGGAGUGGACUUUGA
Sordaria macrospora k-hell is the source of this 1722-nucleotide messenger RNA. RefSeq lists its product as uncharacterized. Gene Ontology annotation, biological process: CENP-A containing chromatin assembly; chromosome segregation. The record is from RefSeq and is a predicted model, not a curated record. NCBI's taxonomy places the organism in Eukaryota, Fungi, Ascomycota, Sordariomycetes, Sordariales, Sordariaceae.